Cantharellus anzutake is the source of this 1350-nucleotide messenger RNA. RefSeq lists its product as uncharacterized. Lineage: Eukaryota; Fungi; Basidiomycota; Agaricomycetes; Cantharellales; Hydnaceae. The coding region runs from base 223 to 1116 and encodes 297 amino acids. The record is from RefSeq and is a predicted model, not a curated record. The transcript is spliced from 10 exons.
UAUUCAUUAGUCAUCAUGAAGGUCUUACGGCAUGCAGACAGAUGAGGGUGCCUCUGUUAUUCCACUAGCAAGGUGUCAUUUGAAAGAUGGAUUACAUGAAAGGUCAAAUGCUCAGGGGAACUUGUUUCUCGUCCCUUGCCAUCGCCCUCUUCUGAGGCUUGAGCUCAGCGGUUGCAUCUAGUCCGACCUUUCUUGCGUUGGGUUGCGCGGUAGAUUUCAGGAAUGUCAGCUCAGGGGCCAGUUGCACGAGCGCCCAUGCCUAGGCUUCGAACAAUUGGUUCACUUCUCCGCUCGACUUGCAUCUUUUUCGUAUUUUUCCUAGCUUUUGGAGGGGACAAGGCGUCGGCUCAACAUAGCAAUGUGACUUGUCUAAGUAGCUUCGACUGGUCGCUAAAUACUCAGGGGAGGACUCCUUGCAAAGUCGCCUCAGAGCUUCAGGCAGAAUGCGCUAGUGGACGAUGGGACAUAACGCCACUCCCCACCGGAUAUCGAUAUAUUGGUCCAACUACGGGACAGGCUUCCUACUGCAUCUGUGAUUCUGUUACGUACCAGCUAAUGUCGGCAUGUGGAGCAUGCCAGAACGAGACGUGGAUCACGUAUCUUGAAUGGUCAACGAAUUGCGGGAACAUCACAACACUGGUAGAGGGGGAAUACCAGCCAUCCUUGAUUCCCCCCGGCACCCUAGUGCCCCGUUGGGCGUAUAUCAAGCCUUCCGACUUUGCUGGAACUUUCAACUUAUAUGCUGCCAAGUCGGCCGGCGACACACCUGAAAGUUCCCGAGUACCGAGUAUAACCUCAAGCCUAGGCCCACGCCCGCCCCCAGGUAGACAUUCAAAUGCUGGUGCAAUCGCGGGAGGUGUAGUCGGUGGUGUGCUUGGCUUCGCCCUGAUUGCGGUGUUUGCAGCAUGGGUCCUUAGAGGACCAGGCGGCAGUCGUGACAAAGGCGAGAAGCCUCUCCCCAUGCGUCCGAUGGGUCCGGCCACAAAUCCGAACGAGCAACCUGCUUUGGCAUAUCAAAACCCUUUCCCCGUGCAUCAUCAAGACCAGUAUCCCGACCCGCCCCAAUACAGCGGAUAUCCCACUCCACGGGCCUUAUCGCCUAUGAAGGCAGCCUGAACCAAGUGUCGAUUUACGCCCCCUCGUCAUCUAUCAUGAUUCUAGGACGCCGCCGCUGCUCGCUAUAUUUCCCCGAUCGUCGCUGAAAAGGUGUUAUUCCAUAUUUCUCAAUGCGCGGUUCUGAUUUUUCCAACGCUCAACUUUUCGUCGGACUUGGCGUGAUCCGCUCAUUUGCGUGGCAAACAAGCCCAUAACUUUCCAUGCUGCCUUAUUCAUUGUAUUUUUGGGUGAUGA